UUAUUCCUCCUUCAAAGUACCAAAUUGUUCGCGAGAAAAAAGUUACCGCAAAUAUAAUUUUUUCUACAAUUAGUUUUUAAGCCAUGGAUGCCGGAUCAAAGGUGAAGAAAGGAGCCGGGGGAAGGAAAGGCGGCGGUCCAAAGAAGAAACCUGUUUCUCGGUCAGUGAAAGCUGGGUUACAGUUUCCGGUCGGUCGAAUCGGUCGUUACUUGAAGAAGGGUCGUUAUUCCCAGCGCGUCGGAACCGGUGCCCCCGUUUACCUCGCUGCUGUUCUUGAGUACCUUGCUGCUGAGGUUCUUGAGUUGGCUGGUAAUGCUGCAAGGGACAACAAGAAGAAUAGGAUAAUUCCAAGGCAUGUUCUUUUGGCAGUGAGGAAUGAUGAGGAACUUGGGAAACUGUUGGCUGGCGUGACAAUUGCUCAUGGUGGAGUUCUACCCAACAUUAACCCGGUUCUCCUGCCCAAGAAAAAUGACAAGGCACAAGCAGUCAAGGAGCCUAAGUCACCAUCCAAGGCUACCAAGUCCCCAAAGAAGUCACCUAAGAAGGCUUAGUCGUUGCUUCAUUUAUGUCUUAUGUGUACUUUUGGUUGUAGAAAGAUGUUGAUGUUGGUACUGGUAGGAAUUUAGGGCGACCCUACUAAUUGUCUGUGUUGUUUAGACCAGCUUUUGUUUAAAGUUAAUGAAUCAAACUUGGAUUA
Hibiscus syriacus is the source of this 697-nucleotide messenger RNA. RefSeq names its product histone H2A-like. The coding region runs from base 84 to 551 and encodes 155 amino acids. Gene Ontology annotation, molecular function: protein heterodimerization activity; structural constituent of chromatin; DNA binding. The transcript is spliced from 2 exons. Gene Ontology annotation, cellular component: nucleosome. The record is from RefSeq and is a predicted model, not a curated record. NCBI's taxonomy places the organism in Eukaryota, Viridiplantae, Streptophyta, Magnoliopsida, Malvales, Malvaceae.